GUGGAAGCUGGGGAGCGGCAGAAGCUUCUCACGGAGCAUGGGGUGGACUACAAACCGCAGAGACUUCCCCAGAAAGUGGUGGAGGCUGGGGCGGAGGUGGGUGGGGAUCGCCCAUCGCAAACCCAAACUCAAAUCUCGCCCAGGCCGCAUCUACUCCACCACACAACACUCACUAUGACCCUUCCAACCUUCCCAAUAUCUCGGGUGCUACGCCACACUCGGUCGAUGCAGACAAAAAUAUGGACGCCGAACACACCCCGCCACUUCGCACUCCACCGCCAUCCGCGAACUUACCAUCCAAACCGAGGUUCAAUGCUUUUACUCCGAGCCCUGUUCAGGACAAGGGCGAUUUGCGACCUCCGGUACUGCGGGGAAUCUGGAAUACCAGCGGUUCUCCGCCUACGCAACCUCGCAGCUUUGCCGGUGUUCCUUCUCAUCCUCGCAGUUUCAGUGGCACUCCGACUGGACCACGGUUGAAUCGACCUGGUCUACCUCCCAAUUCGUUCAUGGCGGCUACCGUUGAGAAGACGACUCCGAGAGGAGGAGGCCAAGAGGUCUGGGAGCAGCCUAGGGUCGGAGGUCAUAUCGUUCAAGCUGGCUUUGGCGGGGGCGGAGGUGAGGGUCUCAGUGGCACAGGUAGUGUUGCAGGAACUGGAGUCAACGCGGGGAUUCAAGAUGAUGGUUGGGGUUCUCGACGCCGUAGUGCACUUCAGGGCGGUAUGAUUCAGGAGAAACCUACCCAUCCAGACUCACCGAUCGACGAUGCACCUUGGAGCGGCCAACGAGGGCUUCCGUAUGAUGCCACACAGAAUGUCGACUUCACGGACACUGGUGUCUCAAUUCAGAUGGAUGCGGAAGGCGGGUUUGGCGAGAUUGAUCCAGGACAGCGCCCGAUCCCCAUAGCCUACUCUCCAGAUCUUUGUAGGGAAGGGAGUCAAAGUGGUUCACAGGACGUUGAGAUGGACGAAUCUGGUGUGGCGUCAUCUCGCC
Molecule: messenger RNA, 990 nt
Organism: Stereum hirsutum FP-91666 SS1
Lineage: Eukaryota; Fungi; Basidiomycota; Agaricomycetes; Russulales; Stereaceae
Exons: 1
Source: RefSeq, a predicted model, not a curated record